CAAAUCAAAAUCAAAAGCUUAAUUUAUUGAGAAGGAGAUGAUGACGUGGCCGGCUAGAUCUUCGCCGCAAAAGACGAGGAAGCCGGUUUACAUCGUGCAUAGCCCACCGAACACAGACGUAGACAAGUUAUCGACCAGAUCAGGUUUUAGCCCAUUCGGGUCACCCCUUAACGAUAAGGGUCAGGUCAGCGACUUCCUUCAUGACUCGGUGGCCGAGUCAUCUUCGAAUCCACGAUCGUCAGGACCAUUGAGAAACGAGUAUAGAAGUGUCCAAGUGCAUGAUCUUGACCGUCGAAUCCAUGAAGAUGAAGAUUACGAUGAAAUGGACGGCCCGGAUGUUGAGAAGAGGAGAAGGGUAAUGAGGUUUUACUCGUUCUUGUUGUUUACGUUGGUGUUGGCCUUCACUCUCUUCUGUCUCAUUUUGUGGGGCGUUUCCAAAUCUUUCUCACCUAUUGUCACUUUGAAGGAGAUGGUAUUGGAGAGCUUGAACGUGCAGUCCGGGAACGACCAAUCGGGAGUACUCACAGAUAUGCUAACCCUAAAUUCAACGGUCAGGAUCUUAUAUAGAAACCCCGCAACUUUUUUCACUGUCCACGUCACCUCUUCUCCCCUCCAGCUCAGCUAUUCCCAGCUCAUCCUCGCGUCCGGUCAGAUGGAAAAGUUCUCUCAACGAAGGAAAAGCGAGAGAAUCAUUGAGACCAAAGUUUUAGGGAAUCAAAUUCCUCUGUACGGAGGCAUACCGGCUCUUUACGCCCAACGAGCUGAACCGGACCAAGUCGUUUUGCCUCUUAACCUGACAUUCACGUUACAAGCACGAGCCUAUGUGCUCGGCCGAUUGGUCAAGACUAAGUUCCACUCGAAUAUCAAAUGCAGCAUCACUUUUUAUGGCGAUAAACUUGGCAAGACACUUGAUCUCUCCAAGUCUUGUUCUGAUCAUUGACCAAAAUGAACAACAUCAUGAUCAGUUCUGGUUUAGAGAAGAUUAAAUUAUUUCAUGAUUU
Molecule: messenger RNA, 1001 nt
Organism: Arabidopsis arenosa
Lineage: Eukaryota; Viridiplantae; Streptophyta; Magnoliopsida; Brassicales; Brassicaceae
Source: the annotation of a GenBank genome assembly